Dibothriocephalus latus is the source of this 162-nucleotide messenger RNA. The record is from the annotation of a GenBank genome assembly. NCBI's taxonomy places the organism in Eukaryota, Metazoa, Platyhelminthes, Cestoda, Diphyllobothriidea, Diphyllobothriidae.
AUGUACUCCCGUGACGCCGCCUACGUUGUAGACAAAGUGCAGGCGGCCUUUGAGGAUAAUGAGUGUGAAGUGAGCCGAACUUUUCACGUCACGAGCCUGAAGAAGGAAGAGGACGGCAAUAAAAGAGUAAGCGAAAAGCACAUGCAGUGGGGAAUAGUAUAA